AUGCAAGAAAUAAACAUUGAUUCCUAUGGAUUAUGUUUAAACAAUCGGCAAGGUCUUACAGCUCGUUUGGUUAAUAAUACAGAUACAUAUAAAAAAUAUAAAUUUGUUAUUGCUAUUGAAAAUUCUAAUUGUAUUGAUUAUAUAACUGAAAAAUUAAUUAAAGUUGUCGCAUCUGGUUCUAUUCCUAUUGUUGCUGGUAUUAAUGGUCGACCAGAUUAUCGACGUUUUAUGCCUGAACAUUCAUAUAUUAAUAUAUAUGAUUACACAUCAGUAAAAGCUCUUGCAAAUGAUCUUAAACGUAUUGCAAAUAAUAAAACAUUAUAUGAAUCUUAUUUAUGGUAUAAAAAACAUAAUAAAAAUAUUACACAAUUAAGUACACUUACACUGGACGAAAAAAUAAAACAAUUCGCUGAUGUUAUUGGUUCAAAUGCAAUACUGAUUAAAAAUGGUAUUAUAAGAAAAGAAAAAAGUGACGAUAAAAUUUGUAAACUUAUACGUUUUAUUCGUCAAACACCAUGGCAACAUAUUGCUACACAUCAUGGAAAGCAAAGAAGGGGUCCUGGUUUUGCUUGUCUAGCAAGAGACCAUUUAUCUACUUAUUUUGAUUCAUUGUCUUCUAAUAGCAGUCAGACAACAAAGCAUUUAGUUGCUCGUUGA
Messenger RNA from Rotaria sordida, 657 nucleotides. The record is from the annotation of a GenBank genome assembly. NCBI's taxonomy places the organism in Eukaryota, Metazoa, Rotifera, Eurotatoria, Philodinida, Philodinidae.